AAACUUCACUUGUCAAUCGUCAUUUCAUUACCAUUCAGUUGUCAGAUUGACAGAAAAACAAAAAUAUUAACUCGUGUUCUGCGUGCAGAUUUCCUCCCUUUAAUUCACUGAAAAGCUACACAUAAACAUGAAUUUACUACCUAAAAGCCACAAGGAAUUCAGUGAGAAGGAUUACUGGAAUAAAUUUUUCAAGAAACGCGGCAACAAAGCAUUUGAAUGGUACGGCGAAUACCUAGAACUGUGUUCUCACCUGCACAAGUACAUGAAACAGACUGAUAACAUUCUUAUAACAGGAUGUGGUAACUCGAGUCUCAGUGCUGAUCUCUAUGAUGUUGGAUUCACGAACAUAACCAACAUUGACGUCUCGGAAGUCGUCAUAAAGCAGAUGAACAAAAUCAACGCACAGAGAGCUAAGAUGAAAUUCCUUUGCAUGGAUGCACUGAACACUAUUUUUCAAAAUGAGGAGUUUAAUGUUGUUUUAGAUAAAGGAACUCUAGAUGCGCUCAUGCCUGAUGAUUCAAAAGAAACAAAUGAGACCAUAGACAAGUAUUUUAAUGAGAUAAAAAGAGUUUUGAAGCUUGGAGGUCGAUUUGUGUGCAUAUCUUUGCUGCAAAGUCACAUUUUAAAUAAGUUGUUGGCAUCUUUCUGUGAUAAAUCUUGGAUGUUUAGAGUGGUGAGAUGCCAUGAGGCAGAGGAGAAAAAUGCAGAAAAUGGAGAUGGAACCACUUUGCCUGUAUUUGUUAUAAUAGCUACAAAGUUUAAAGAAAUGCCACAAUUGAUAGCAGAGGUAUGCCUGGCUGGAGACAAGAUGCUACGUCUGAAGACAGCGGAGGAUCUCCGUGAGUGUGUAAAAUCCGUACAGGACACAGCAUUUGUGACCAAUGGUCUAGCCAAAACUAGCCUUGAUGAUGAAGAGGUAUCCCUGGACCUGAUGCAGCCCGGGAACGAUUCCCCGCGGUACACUCUCUACGUGGUUGACCAGAAACGGUCACAAGCCGUCAACAAGUAUGCCGUAUUCAUCGUGCCACAGGGCAGAGAAUCCGACUGGCUCUUCGGGACCCCUCAAGGUCGUCGUCAGCUCCAAGACUCGGCGCGCUUCGCGAGGCUGGUGGUGGCUGUGCUGCGCCGCGGCCAUACCUUCAGCAACCUCGACGCCGUUAAAGAGGAACUAGCGCAUUCCGCUAAAAUGCUGAUACCGCACGGUUUUAGUGGACAGAUCCCGUUCCUUUCGCUGGGCAGCGACGUGGGCCGCCGCGUGACCGUCCACACCGGCGCGUCCAAACUGUCCGGCGCCUACGUGGUGGAGGACGUGCACGUCGAGGGCGCGCCGCACCGGCGCCUGGUGUUCCUGGACAACCAGUUCCUGGUGCAGAGCGAGGCCAAGCUGAAAUCUGUGAAAAAGAAGAACAAAACUAAACUAAUGGUUGACUUCGGUCAUCUGUCCCACUACCACGCCUUCAUGUCCGUGGGAGCCUUCCUCCGCCCCUCCAGCAUGGCGGUGCUCGGCCUGGGAGGGGGGGGACUCUGCAUGUUCCUCAGGAAGUGCUUGCAAACUGUAGUGACCGCUGUGGAGAUAGACCCGAGCAUGCUGGAGAUCGCGAAGGAGCAUUUUGAGCUGAAAUUGGAUGACGGAAUGAAGGUGGAAAUCAAAGAUGGUGUGGAUUUCUUGAAGGACGAAGCUGAGAAAGGUACCCAGUACUCGGUGGUGAUGUUCGACAUGGACAGCAAGGACAGAACGGUGGGGCUGUCGUGUCCACCGAGACAGUUCCUCCAUGAUGAGCAACUUGCGAGGGUCAAACAAAUACUUACUAACGACGGCCACUUCAUCCUCAACCUCGUCUGCCGCGACAACACACUUCACGACUCCAUCAUACAAACCCUCAAACAGCACUUCACACAUCUCAUCACCGUGAAGCUGUACGAAGAAGUCAACGAAAUCGUCUUCGCGACCAACGGCGAAGCAUACUCUAUUGAGAAGUUAGAGGAGGCAGCGAAAGGGUUGAAUGCCGUUUGUAGGCAGAGAGGGUUAAAUAGGAUAAAGUGUGUGGAUUUGAAGGACUUUUUGCAAUCGAUUAGUAUAGUUUCGUAGUGAUAAUACCAGAUGUCGCUAGUAGUAUAUAAGUUACAUUUAGGAAUGUUUACGUUAAUCAUGUUGUUAUUGUAAAUAUAAGUAUAAUUAAUAAAAAAAUAGUGCAUUUAAUGCUAUUUCUUGUUUGUUAUUCCUAUUUCAUCCACUAAGUACAUCAUACAAACCUAAAACAACACUUCACGCAUAUGCAUGACGAUAUAGGGAGCGUGCAUGAACUGUAGGAGGCAGCACAGGAGCCGUCAGAUUUUUGGCGCGAGGCGUAAAUGUGAUGUUUAUUGUUCCGAUGUAGCCCACAAGAUGGCAGAACCUACCAUGCACAACAAAACACGUGACGUGUAAAUUUACAUGUUUAUUGUUCCGAUUCAGGCCACAAGAUGGCAGACCCUCCAACGCGCACGUUCCCUAUCGAU
Messenger RNA from Cydia pomonella (codling moth), 2499 nucleotides. RefSeq names its product eEF1A lysine and N-terminal methyltransferase homolog. NCBI's taxonomy places the organism in Eukaryota, Metazoa, Arthropoda, Insecta, Lepidoptera, Tortricidae. Bases 128 to 2089 code for a protein of 653 amino acids. The record is from RefSeq and is a predicted model, not a curated record. The transcript is spliced from 9 exons.